AUGGACGACGAAAUCGCAUAUGAGAAUCAGGGAGUCGACCCACCUCAGGACGAUGCUAUGGUUGGAAUAGAGGAGAGAGCACAUACGCCAACACAUAACACGCGACACUCUGCAUCUGCAUCUGCAGAUUUUCAAACCCCAUCACAAUAUCCACAAGAAUACCCUGCCUCACCUCCACAAGAAGAUUCGACAAACGGUCGAUAUCCUACUCCUCCCACAGCCUUCCCUGCGUCACUGUCGCGUCCAGCUUCCGGUCUAUCAGGAAAUGGCAACUAUGGAAAUGCAUAUCAAGAACAAAAUUCAAGGAGUUCAGGUGCGAGUACGGAACAACAGCAACAACAACAACGAGGCUCGAAGAAUAGCGUCGUCAUCAAAGUUGGCAUGGUAGGGGAUGCACAAAUUGGGAAAACCUCCUUGAUGGUCAAAUAUGUGGAAGGCAGUUGGGAUGAAGAUUAUAUUCAAACCUUGGGAGUCAAUUUCAUGGAAAAAACUAUAUCGAUACGAAAUACUGAGAUCACAUUUUCAAUAUGGGAUUUGGGAGGACAGAGGGAGUUUGUGAAUAUGUUACCACUUGUUUGCAACGAUGCAGUGGCUAUAUUAUUCAUGUUUGAUUUGACGAGGAAGAUAGUACAAGUCAUAGCAUCAAUGUCCAGAAGAUCUUCAAAAUUGUCCUCUCAAAAGCCUUUGACCCUUAAAUGCACAAUCCCGGAAAUCGAAAAUGUCGGCGAACCUCUUCUCCUUUACCAGUCCGUUGGUUAG
Sclerotinia sclerotiorum 1980 UF-70 is the source of this 759-nucleotide messenger RNA. RefSeq lists its product as hypothetical. Gene Ontology annotation, molecular function: GTP binding. The record is from RefSeq and is a predicted model, not a curated record. NCBI's taxonomy places the organism in Eukaryota, Fungi, Ascomycota, Leotiomycetes, Helotiales, Sclerotiniaceae. Gene Ontology annotation, cellular component: spindle pole body. Gene Ontology annotation, biological process: regulation of exit from mitosis. The transcript has 3 exons. Bases 1 to 759 code for a protein of 252 amino acids.